AUGGAGACCCUUACGGCCCGGCCUGUGGAGACACAGAUCCCUGAGCGGCAUGACACUCACCUGCGGCCGCUCGGUCUGCACUCGACGGAGGCAGUCGGCCCCAUAGAUGACGGUAUUCUCGGGGAUCACCUCGCAGACGCGCCAGCUGUCAGCAGCGCCACGCCGGGCCGCCCGCGGGGCCGCCCCUUACCGCCUUACCGAUGGUCACGUCCCCGCGGAUCUCGCUCUCCACGCACACCACGGCGCCCGGCGCGAUCUUCACGCUGCGGGGACACGCGCGUCACAGCCAGGCUGCUGACGCCGCAGGCCCUGCUGGCUCGCCUGCUGGUGGUGGCAGCGGCUCCUCACACCAGCGGCGGCUGCGGCAUCGCUGCCCUGCGGCUGCUGCAGGCCUUGUCCACGGAGAUCCACGGCGCCGUGGGCAUGGUGUGGGCUGUGAAGAUCCCCUUCCUGCUGGAGCACCUGGCAGAGAGAAGCGAGAGCUCCCUGGACUCUGCCGAGUGGGAGCAUCUUCUGCUUAAGUUCCUGAGGACGUCGCUGGAGACCAUCGAGAGCCAGGCCUGGACCAUGGCCUUCAGCUUCGAGCUGAACCAGCAGGCGGGCAGCUACUGCCGGCUCUCCCGGGAGCAGGCCUUCCUCUACAAGGCUGUCGGGGUGUCCCUGGCAGCCUGUCAGCACGUCCCCUACGUCCGCGAGGAAAUCCGGAAGUACUUCUUCCAGACAAACUAUUUGGAGGCGUCUGAGAGAGAGGCAAUGAUUUCUGUUGUCGCCGGCUCUGCUGAGAGCCACUUCCCCCUCGCCUUGGAGGUGGUGCACGAGUUCGGGGCUACAAUGGAGGAAAGACCAGUGUCCGGGGCUUUCAGACGCCUCAAGGAAUACCACCAGGGGAAGAGAGCGGGGACGCACACGGCGCUGGUGCUGGCCUACGGCCGGAUGGCGCUCUGCGCCCCCCGGGAGCAGCUCCUGGCCCGCGUCGAGAGCGACGUCGUGGGGCCCAUCCUGCGGCACUACCGCGCCAGCUGCCAGGUUCUGGGCUUCACCUUCUCCACCAAGGUAAGUGCUGCCCAACGGGGCCUCGCUUCCUGCCCUUCCCGCACACCUUCCCUACUGCGGGCGUGCAGGACCGGCGCUCCCCAGGCCACGGGCCCGGGCUCUUCUGGCGGUAGGUAGCC
This is a messenger RNA of Rhea pennata, 1172 nucleotides long. Its product is annotated as maestro heat-like repeat-containing protein family member 1. The transcript has 10 exons. The coding region runs from base 1 to 1170 and encodes 389 amino acids. NCBI's taxonomy places the organism in Eukaryota, Metazoa, Chordata, Aves, Rheiformes, Rheidae. Gene Ontology annotation, cellular component: cytoplasm. The record is from RefSeq and is a predicted model, not a curated record.